Molecule: messenger RNA, 4352 nt
Organism: Ylistrum balloti
Lineage: Eukaryota; Metazoa; Mollusca; Bivalvia; Pectinida; Pectinidae
Product: hippocampus abundant transcript 1 protein-like
Exons: 14
Coding region: 34-1515 (493 amino acids)
Biological process (GO): transmembrane transport
Cellular component (GO): membrane
Molecular function (GO): transmembrane transporter activity
Source: RefSeq, a predicted model, not a curated record
UGUUGUAUAUAGCCUGACCAAUAUUUAACGGCUAUGCAAGGGAAAAGGAAGAAACGGAUUGUUGGGAAGAUAAUAUGGGGGCCAAGGAAAGGACAUUUAAAAGAAAACGGGACGGCACCAGGAUGGAUGAGCCAACCCAGUGUGUACCAUGCCCUUAUUGUGAUAUUUUUAGAAUUCUUUGCCUGGGGUCUGCUGACGUCGCCCAUGAUUAUGGUCCUGAACGAGACUUUUCCAAAUCAUACCCUCCUACUUAAUGGGUUAAUAACAGGUGUUAAGGGAAUGUUAUCCUUCCUGAGUGCCCCUCUGAUUGGAGCAUUAUCAGAUGUAUGGGGCAGGAAGACAUUUCUGCUCCUAACAGUGUCCUUUACCUGUGCCCCGAUCCCUCUAAUGAAGAUAAGCCCAAUGUGGUACUUUGCCAUGAUUUCUAUAUCGGGGAUAUUUUCUGUGACGUUCAGUGUCGUGUUUGCCUAUGUGGCAGAUGUUACAACAGAAGAAGACAGAGGACAGGCCUAUGGUCUGGUGUCAGCUACGUUUGCUGCUAGCCUGGUAACCAGUCCUGCCUUAGGGUCAUACCUGGAACAAGCCUACAGCGAAAACUUGGUUGUGUGGCUGGCCACAGCUGUAGCUUUACUGGACAUCUUUUUUAUCUUAGUAGCUGUGCCAGAAUCCUUGCCAGAGAAACUUAGGCCAGCCAGUUGGGGCUCCCAGAUCUCCUGGGACAAGGCAGACCCUUUUGGGGCGCUGAAGAAGAUUGGACAGGAUCAGCUCAUAUUGUUACUAUGUGUAGCUGUGUUCUUGUCCUAUCUUCCCGAGGCUGGAGAAUAUUCCUGUUUCUUUGUCUAUCUUAGACUGAGAAUGGGUUUCUCGGCUGAAACUGUUGCUUCCUUUAUAGCAUUAGUGGGAGUCCUGUCUGUUAUUGCUCAAACCUUGAUAUUGACUGUUUUAAUGAAGUAUCUUGGUCAUAAAGGAGCCAUUAUGUUUGGGCUGGUGUUUGAGAUCAUACAGUUGGCCUGCUAUGGUUUUGGAUCUCAGGACUGGAUUAUGUGGGUGGCUGGCUGUAUGGCAGCCAUGUCCAGUGUAACCUAUCCAGCCAUUAGUGCAUUUGCUUCAUCACAUUCUUCUGCAGACCAACAAGGUGUGGCCCAAGGUAUUAUCACUGGUAUACGAGGAUUAUGUAAUGGCUUUGGUCCGGCCAUGUUUGGCUUCAUUUUCUACCUGUUCCAAGUGGACCUAAAGGAUCCUCCGCCCACUAAUGCCACGGCAGUCAAUUCAGAAGAGAGUUUGAUCCCUGGUCCUCCAUUUGCAUUUGGAACCAUCCUAGUCAUAAUGGCAUUGCUUGUAGCUAUAUUUGUACCGGAGAGUCCACACAGCUCCGUAGGGAAGGGCAGCUCUCGACAUGCAUCUUCAACUGUUGAAACUUUUAAUCAAGAAUCAGACUAUUUCCUGUCCAGCAGAGGAAGUCAUCGAAGUAUCGAGAAUGAGCCUUUGAUUAAUGAGUCGGAACAGGAGGUGUAACACCAGUAGAUAUUAGGUCUUCUUCACCAGUGACUUAUCUAAACUCCUCUGAUACCUGUACCAUGGUGGUAUAGACUGCUAACCAGGUGCUGCGAUUUCAUUAUGGUACAGAAAGAAUUCAGUUCUUGUUGAAAUGUGAUAAAUCUUUCUGGAAUUCACCGAGUAAGGGAUAUGUUCAUGAGCAGACCAUUUUAGAAAGAGUUUUUUGUGGAGGAAAACAUCAGAGGUGUUCAUUGUGAAAAAUUUUCAUCCCAAUUUUAAGUCUUCAACGGCUUCAUCUAUUGUGAAUUUAUAAACAUGUUUACCACUGUGCUUGUAGAUCUGUUAAAAAAAAAGACUAUUUGCACAAAUACUGUUGUAUUGGCAAGUGUUCCCUCUGUGUUCUGCUUAUUACGGAUGCUUGGUCCCACAUUCUUCUGCGACAGUGUUACACCAUGUAACACGGUUUCCUGUGGUACAUGCCUUAUGGAUUCUAGAGCUGAGCCGAGUUAUUGAAGAGACAAUAACAUUGCUAUGUGUGUUCUGUGCCAAGACCUCCAAAUUGCAUCUUCCUGUUUAAAAUAUGUACAUUUACUAGUGAUAUCGAAACAUUGGUAUUUGAAAUUGGAUUUAAGUAAAAAUUCUGUCUUAAAUUUGUGAACUCCAUUUAUGCUUUAAAAGAGAGAAUUUUUAUUUAAUUUCAACUUUCAGUAUCUUGCAGAUACAGAUGUAUAUGUAUGUUAGAUAUGUAGUUGUUGUGUUUUAUUGAGUGAUGUAAACAUUUGUAAUAAAUUUCCACAUUGUUGGAUAUUCAAAGAGGAUUUUCCAUAAUGGUUGGAUAUUCAAAGAGGAUUUUCCAUAAUGGUUGGAUAUUCAAAGAGGAUUUUCCAUAAUGGUUUAAAAAACAAUUGAACAUGAUUAUGGUUGAAAAUUUUAAAGACUGUUUUAAUAGGGGGAAAUUCACUGAUUAAAAAAGAUAGGACCAUAUAUUCCACAAGGCUAGGGUAUGCAGUUCAUGCAGGAUAUCACAGAAUAUGCCAGCUGUUAUUUAUUUGUAGUCACAGUCUUUAAAAAUAAUCUUAGUUAGCACUAGCAUGAAACCUAUGCCCCCUUUUGCUAUUUUUAGGGUUAAAGUUACUAAAUGGUUAGAUUUUUAUUUUAUCACUAAAAAAAAACAUUAUCACAUUUAUAUCCUUAAGAAAUUGUGCACUUUCAGUUGAUUAUGAUAUUUAAACGUUUUCAUUACCAUUUUAUCUAAAACCUCAAAGAAAUUGAAAUAAAAAUAGAACGACACAACACUAAUUUUUAACAUUAUCCUACAGAGAGUGUAAACAAUGUCUUUGCACCUGAUCAAAACAGCAAAUGGCAGUAGAUACAACAGCGAGGGUCAACAAAUCUUGAUCAGUUUUUCUCAAAAAGUGCUUUAAUUUUGUGAAUACCCGGUAGUCUUAUUUCAAGUAUUAUAACACUUGCCCGAAAUCAAACACACAGAAAAAAAUAUGUAAUGUAAUUAUUAAGUCCUUUUAAGGGAAAAAACCCCAAAUGGAAUGAUUUAACUGAUGUGUAUUUACUGGUAGGUAAAACUAAUACAGAUAUAUACAAUGUAUGUAUUUAAAUGAUAAACUUGAAAGUUGUGUAUUGUUACUUGUCUCACAAACAGGUACAUCUCUAAAGCAAAUCUCAUGACUGUUAAUGUACAUAAUAAAAAGAUUGUGCCAUUGACUGACGGUUGCCUGUAGAAGAAUUGUGAUAAUCUGUUGAAAUAUUGAUGUCCACAAUCAUCUACCAGUAAAUCCAUGUGUGUUUGAUUCAGUUUUUAAAAUCUUGUUUUUAGUUUAUUUGUAUUCUCAUCAAAAGUGAUUCACUUUGGAUCUUUUUACUUACCUCAUUUAUAUAUACAUUACUUUGUUAAGCACAGGAAGAGAUUGUCAAACAGAUAAUGUAUCCCGAGACUAUCUACAUGUAUGUACACAUAACUUAAUACAAUUUUCUAAAAUACUAUUUAAAUUUAAUUUAGAUUUUGAUGAACUCCAUAAAAGUACCUUUUUGAGAAGUGUCCCAAAUGGUUAUAUUCAUGAUUGAAUAUAUUAUCAUUCAAAUGAAAUAUUACAAAUGAGCAGAUUGUAUAAUGAAGAAAAUAAAAGAAUCUUAAAUUUCAAGGUAGGGUAGACAGGUAUCAUUAAAAUAUGCAGAGAGUGUCUGUAUAGAAAGAGUGGGUGUGUCUGUAUAGAGAGAAUGGGCAUAUCUGUAUAGAGAGAGUGAGUGUGUCUGUAUAGAGAGAAUGGGUGUGUCUGUAUAGAGAGAAUUGGCAUGUCUAUAAAGAGAGUGGGUGUGUCAAAUAAGAGAGAGUGGCUAUGUUGAUAUGAGGAGAGUGGGCGUGUCUGUAUAGGGAGAAUGGGUGUGUCUGUAUAGAAAGAGUGGGUGUGUCUGUAUAAAGAGAAUGGCGUGUCUGAAUAAAAAGAGUGGGUGUGUCUGUAUAGAAUGAGUGGGCGUGUCUUUACAGAGAGAGUGGGCAUGUCUGUAUAGAGAGAGUGGGUGUGUCUAUAUAGAGAGAGUGGGUGUCUGUAUCGAAUGAGUGGGCAUGUCUAUAUAGAGAGAUUCGGCUCUAUGUAUUGAGAGAUUGGGCGUUUCUGUAUAGAGGGAUUGUGUGUGUCUGUAUAGAGAGAUAGGGUAUGUCUAUAUAGAGAGAAUUAACGUAUUUGUAUCAAUUGGGUAUGUCUGUAGUCUUUAUAGAGAGUUGUGUAUCUAUGGAGGUGAUCAGUGUAUAUCUGUAUAGGAGGGUUUGUGUUUCUGUAUAUAGAGGCUUGGGUAUAGUGGACUGGGCAUGUCCUUGUGUUGAUGAGAAGGUAUGUGAGACA